AUGCUCAGAGUGCUGGGAAAGGUACCUCUUCGUCGCUGUCUACACACGUCGGCACCGCGUUCAACGGCGCGCCCUAGCCGUGUUGGUGCUGUCAUAGCAGGUUCGGCGGUCGUAGCCAGCUAUUUGACGUGGAAGACGCUGCAUGGCGAUAGAAUUGCGCUGGACUCCGUUGCUUCCUCAUCGAAGAAAACGUCCUUAGCAAGCGAGUUCUCGGCCCCUGAUGUCCUCGCCGACGCACAUACAGAAUCUGCCGCAGCUCAGGCUGAGCUCGAAGAGUCGACUGUCGAGCCAACAGCAGAUUCGAUACCCGCUGCCGCAGAGGGCGAGGAGGAACAGGGCAGCGGCGGAGCGUACAACCCCGUCACAGGCGAGAUCAACUGGGACUGCCCAUGCCUCGGUGGGAUGGCAUACGGGCCGUGCGGCAUGCAGUUCCGCGAGGCGUUCUCGUGCUUCGUAUUCUCUGAGAAAGAGCCGAAGGGCAUCGACUGCGUGGAGAAGUUCAAGGCCAUGCAGAACUGCUUCAGGGAGCACCCGGAGGAGUAUGGCUCAGACAUAAUGAACGACGACGACGAUGAUGAAGAGCUCGCACCAAUAACUGAUGAUUCACCCGUUGGUGGCCAGACAACGGAAGCAAUCUCACCAGUACUUCCCGAGUCCCACGCAGAACCGUCAUCAUCACAGUCGUCGACUUCGGCAUAG
Messenger RNA from Postia placenta MAD-698-R-SB12, 699 nucleotides. RefSeq lists its product as hypothetical. The record is from RefSeq and is a predicted model, not a curated record. Gene Ontology annotation, cellular component: mitochondrial intermembrane space. The coding region runs from base 1 to 699 and encodes 232 amino acids. Gene Ontology annotation, biological process: protein import into mitochondrial intermembrane space. The transcript has 3 exons. Gene Ontology annotation, molecular function: protein-disulfide reductase activity. NCBI's taxonomy places the organism in Eukaryota, Fungi, Basidiomycota, Agaricomycetes, Polyporales, Adustoporiaceae.